AAACAGGAAAGAAAUAGAUAAAUGCACGUUUGAUGUGUCCUUGUUUAAAUUUAGUAAAAUAAUAUUAAGCUUACCGUAAACUCCUAUGUAAGAAGCUAACUGGAAAGACUAUGAAAAAGAGAUGACAAUAUGUUAAGGACAAACACCAUACAAAUGGUCAAGUAUGAACCACAUACAGUUUUGUUUACCAUGGUAUCUCUCCAGCAUUAACGCAAUGCAAGCAUAAACACUCAAUAAAUGUUUAUUGAAUAAGUGAAUGUAAUAAGGAUAUUUCUAUGCAUUCUUUUAUAGCCCUAGAAACUAAUGUCCCAAUUUAUCUGUAAUUUUAAAAAUGAAGCCUACAAAGCAAGCAUUUACCUUGUCUGCUGCUGUUUUAAUAACCACUCCUAUAAUUAAGAAUCUUGAUUGUGUUAUGCUUGCACCAAAACUCUAAAUAUAAAUAAUACACCAUAACUAAAAACACUGUCUCUAAAUAGCCAACUGGAGAUGACUUUGCCAUUUAAAUGUCAUAGACUGUUUUUUUAAAUAUACAAGCAUAUUUAUCUAAUCAAACCCUCUUCCAAUUUGCAGAGCUGAAAAACCAAUCUUUUCUCUCAGAAUUUCUCCUAAAUCAAACUACCACAUGGAAAUAAUGACUUUCAGAGGGCAAAAUUUAUACAGAGAACAAAUAAUGAAAGAAGGAAAGAGAAAAGAAAAAUUAAUUCAUGAAAUUUUAUGCAUACUUCCUGGAGGAGACAUCAAGCUGGUAAAAGGACUGUUCCCUAGGUUAUUACCUCUCCCGACAUUAUCUUAUAGCCCCAGCACUGAAGUAGUCACUAAAGGAUCUGGAAUUUUAUAGUAAAACACUAAGGAAUCAUCAAUUUGUUAGUAACUCACAAAUUCCUAUACAGAAAUUUAGCUUAAGGGAAAGAAAAAUAAAGGAAAAGGGGUGACAGCUGAUAUCCCAGACAGCUCUAUUCAAGUUUAUGAAUGAUUUACUCUUAAGGGUGGCAGGACUUAAUGCAAAUGAACAGAGAGGAAACUGUCAGCUGCAUUGUGGUUCAACCAAUCGAAGCGCAGCUCCAUCUUGGCUGUGCACUAGACUGCAUUACAAACAGACGAUACCAUCGCUUCAACAGCAUCCUUUCAGACAAGAGAUUCAAAAGAGAAAUACAAGAAGUGGAAUCUCUAAAAUGGCUUCCAGCCACUGGAAUGAAACCACAACCUCUGUUUAUCAGUACCUUGGUUUUCAAGUUCAAAAAAUUUACCCUUUCCAUGAUAACUGGAACACUGCCUGCUUUGUCAUCCUGCUUUUAUUUAUAUUUACAGUGGUAUCCUUAGUGGUGCUGGCUUUCCUUUACGAAGUGCUUGACUGCUGCUGCUGUGUAAAAAACAAAACUGUGAAAGACUUGAAAAGUGAACCCAACCCUCUUAGAAGUAUGAUGGACAACAUCAGAAAACGUGAAACUGAAGUGGUCUAGCAUUCUACAGAAGAUGAAUAAAAUCUUUGACAGCAGCUUGAUCUUGUCUGAGAAAAGAGAGAAUCUUCUGAGACCAACUGUUAGUACAAAACUGAUUCUGACUAUGAAUGGUUAAAAGAUUUCUAGUAGAAGGGAAAAACAAGUUAAAUAUGCACUGUUUGUGUAUGUAUCCCUUUCAUUAAAUAUACAGUAAAACUUCA
Messenger RNA from Microcebus murinus (gray mouse lemur), 1660 nucleotides. Lineage: Eukaryota; Metazoa; Chordata; Mammalia; Primates; Cheirogaleidae. The record is from RefSeq and is a predicted model, not a curated record.